Molecule: messenger RNA, 4035 nt
Organism: Strongylocentrotus purpuratus (purple sea urchin)
Lineage: Eukaryota; Metazoa; Echinodermata; Echinoidea; Camarodonta; Strongylocentrotidae
Gene: nol10
Product: nucleolar protein 10
Exons: 18
Coding region: 119-2170 (683 amino acids)
Biological process (GO): maturation of SSU-rRNA from tricistronic rRNA transcript (SSU-rRNA, 5.8S rRNA, LSU-rRNA)
Cellular component (GO): 90S preribosome; nucleus; nucleolus
Molecular function (GO): protein binding
Source: RefSeq, a predicted model, not a curated record
AUUCAUUUAACCAAAACCAAAUGCAGCAUGCACGUGAAAUGGAACUCAUCCUGCCGAUUAUCGCAAAAAUAAACCUAUAGGAUUCUUUGCAAUUGUGUUUUAGAUAAUUGUUAGUGAGAUGCAAGUGUCUUCUGCCAACAACGUCAAGGUUUAUAACCUUAGCACUGGAAAGAGCCUACCAGAGUGGCUGUCAGAUCGGAAGAAAAGAGCACUUCAAAAAUCUGAUCAUGAUGUUCAAAAGCGCAUACAACUCAUCCAAGACUUUGAGAUGCCGACAGUCAGUGGGUGCAUCCAAGUUUCCCCAGAUGGACAGUAUAUUCUGGCCACAGGUACCUACAAGCCUAGAGUGAGAUGUUAUGACGUCAACCAUCUCUCCAUGAAAUUUGAAAGAUGUAUGGAUUCAGAAGUUGUCAAGUUUCAUGUCAUGUCAGAAGACUAUUCCAAGCUUGUAUUCCUGCAGUGUGAUCGCUACGUGGAGUUUCACGCCAAGUAUGGUCGCUACCAUCGGCUCAGGAUACCUAAGUUUGGGCGCGACCUCACCUACCACAAACCGACAUGUGACCUUUUUCUUGUUGGUGUCAGUCCUGAAAUAUAUCGAAUCAACUUGGAACAGGGUCGGUUCCUGAGUCCUUUUGUCUCUGAUUCAGUAGCCAUCAAUACAUGCUCAGUAAACCCAAUUCAUCAGCUGCUGGCUGUAGGGACCAUUGAGGGGCGAGUGGAGUGCUGGGAUCCACGGACGAGGAGGAAAGCAGGGGUGCUUGAUUGUGCCCUUAGUAGCAUUACACCCCAAACACAGGUGAAAGGGGUGCCUGCUGUCACAUCUUUAGCAUUCAAUGGGGCUAUGAGGAUGGCUGUAGGAACCUCAACAGGCCAGGUACUGAUGUAUGAUAUCCGUUCCAAUAAACCCAUGCUGGUCAAGGACCAUAGGAACGGUCUAGCCAUCCGAAGCCUAGAGUUCAGCCCAGCCACAGAGAUGGUCGUCUCUGCAGACAGUAGGGCUGCAAAGAUAUGGAGUCAGUCAGAUGGGAAACCAUACGUGACGGUUGAGGCUGAGCAUGACUUCAAUGAUGUAUGCUUGGUUCCAAACUCAGGACUUAUGCUGAUGGCUUGUGAAGAACCAAAACUUCUCUCCUACUUCAUUCCAGGUCUUGGACAAGCUCCUAAGUGGUGUUCGUUCCUGGAUAGUUUGACCGAGGAGCUGGAGGAGAACCCUACAUCUGCUGUCUAUGAUGAUUACAAGUUUGUCACCAAGACGGAGCUUGAAAGCUUAGGUUUAAGUCAUCUAAUCGGUACCUCCCUGCUCCGAGCUUACAUGCAUGGCUACUUCAUGGACAUCAGGUUAUACCACAAGGCCAAGUCUAUCGCUGAUCCCUUCGCAUACCAAGAGUACAGGAAAAACAAGAUUAAGGAGAAGAUUGAGGAGCAGCGAACAAGCCGUGUCAAAGUCAAGAAACUGCCGUCAGUCAACGCAGCCCUGGCAGAGAAACUCCAAGAUGAACAACUGUCAGAGAAAGCAAAGAAGGCAAAGAAAGAGGGGGCAGCAAACAUCUUGUCUGAUGAUCGUUUCUCAGCUCUCUUCAAGAACCCAGACUUCCAAGUUGAUCAGGAGAGUGAAGAAUUCAGGCUGGUACAGCCCCUGGUUAACAAACAGUCCAAGAAGAAAGAGAAGCCGGCCAUCGUGGAACAGUUUGAGGAACUAGACCCACAGGAUGAAGAAAUGGAAGGACGAGCGAGCAGCGAUGGAGACAGCAGCUCUGACGAGGAUGACCGCUCCUGGCAGGAGGAGCUCAGGAGGCAACAUUUCAUUCUCCGCCAAGAGAGGGAGAUGAAAAAAGAGGCGGCUCGUGAGAGAGAUGGCCAAACAGCAGGACCAAAGUUCUACGAACUAAAAUCGGGGGAGGAAUUCAGCAUGGCAGCAAAGAAAACAGAAGGAGCAUUAAAGAGAUUAAAGAAAGCCAGCCUUGCGGAGAGGGUAGAAAAAGAAGCUGACUUUUUGAGGAGAACGUCAUCGUCUUUGGGUAAUCAACAAAUCAGCUUCAAAUCUGUAAAGAACGAUAAGAACCAGAAGAACCGAGAGGCAGCUGCAGAGCACCAUAAAGAGAGGAGGAAACUGCGUCGGUCGGCUGGUAACCUCUCUAAGAAGAAACACAAUCGUACCACCACGUCAUGAUGUCAUUGAAUUACACUUCAUAAAGUGCAAGAACUUUGUUGAUAGGUUCGCAACCUGCCGAAAAAGAAACUUUUCAGGAAUACUUCCAUCAUACUGCAGACUGUAUGACACCACGCAAAGGAGGAGGAAACUAGACCAGUUCAUUGACCCUACAGCAUAUACGAUGUUUGACAGUGGAUGGCGACCUUACUCCCAAACUGCGCAGGUCAGCACGAUCAGAUUACGAAACUAGAGCAGACGAUAAGCCAAGGUUUCUUCCGGCAGUGUAAACUAAUUCCUCAUUUUACUAUACUAUUGUUCAGGUCUCAUGAACUCCCCCAAUGAUUUGAUGAGAUCUAUGUAGGUACCAUCAUAAUCUGUUAUUAGUUUCAAAUUAUAAUUUUUAUCAGACUUUCCAGUUCUCGACCCAUAUGAUUGUAUUUGUAUGGGAACCGGAAGUGCCAUUGCCAAAUAUAACCUUGGCCGGUGCUGCCAUUUAUGGCCAAAUAAUGUAGCUGUGGUAGCGAGAAUUGGCCACCUCUCCAUUAUGAUAUCAUCAGAGAUUAUAUGACACCUUAAGGGAGGAUAGAACUGUGUUAAUCUGCUGGAAACCUGUCUAAGAAGAGACGCCAUUGGACUCCAUCAUGACCUCGUUGAAAAUUCCAGUAACCCUUUAAAAGGGGAUGUAGCAUGCCAAAUACUGGAUGACGCCAUGUACAACUUCUUUUGGAAAACAUAAACAAAUGGACUUGAUUAACGGUCAGUGCACACCAGCGUUCGCGAAACAGACCGAAGUUCUCCUCACGCUUCGGUUUUGCGUAUGUUGCACUCACAUAAAUACUGCGGUCUUGUCGUCCGUAAUCGUAUUAUACCCGAUUAGCCCCGAGUCAGGCCAUGGGAAAGACACAUAGUCUCGUCAUGCUACACCCCCUUAAAAGGCAGUCUUUACACAGGUUGUGGUUUGGCUCAAUAACUUCUGAUUCAGAGCCCUAACAUUGUACAUCAUGCGAGUACGAGUAGAAACUACAAAGGGCAAAAAUUCUGUGUACAAUGUAUCCAUAUUUGUUUUUAUUAAUCAUAUGGAAGAAUCCUCUUGGAAUACAGUAACAGUCAUUUUCAUGUAGCUGUUUUAAUGUUUGGAUAGACAUUGUCUAAUUUUCUUGAGUCAAAGGAGUAUUGAAUAUAGAAUGUCUGUAACUAACACACCUUUUUUUAAAUAAACCUGAAAUUUAUUCCAAUCAAUGGAAAAUUACUUAGAAUCGACCUCUACGUCCAUUUGUCAUCUGGUAAGAGUUUCCAUUCAUUCCAGCCAAUUUUGAAAACUUAUGAUGAAGGGAAAUAAUUUUCUGCUUUUAAAUGCACGUUUUCUAUUGGAUCUAUAGAAGGUACCGGUACUCUUUUUGUUAAAGUUAUCCAAAAAAUAGAUUUUUAAGAAAUCAUGAAGAUAUUGAACACUUUUACUCUUCAUUUGAUAUGACCAAUACUUUUUUCUUUGGCAUAAAAAUUUAAUUUGAUUUUAUCACUGUACAGACAUUUGUUAAUCUUUAAGACAAGUGCCAAUUACCUUUCACUUCUGAUGUUUCUUUAUUUUUUCUAUACUGGAUUCAUAAUUAUAUACAUGUAUUUGAAUGGUUGAAAUGACACUUGCUCCUGUGACAAUUGCUUCAAGUCAUUUUUCUAGACUAACUGAAUUCUGAACUUCAACCCUGGACCCAACACUGUACCUAACCCUGACCUGAAACCCAAUCCCAACCCUUGUCCUUUAGCUUUUGAUGAAAUGAAGCCCAGCGUAAUUGUUGCCGGAGCAAAUGUCAGGUCACUGUUUGACUGGUUACAUAAUUUGUAUGACAUACAUGUAUAAUAAAGUCUACUGGUAUAAAGACAAA